Molecule: messenger RNA, 5624 nt
Organism: Glycine soja
Lineage: Eukaryota; Viridiplantae; Streptophyta; Magnoliopsida; Fabales; Fabaceae
Exons: 3
Coding region: 147-758 (203 amino acids)
Source: RefSeq, a predicted model, not a curated record
AGUGUUGGUAAAAGCAGCGCUUAGUGUUUCCCAGUUCCCACCAUUUUCCUAAUCCCAUUUCUCUUUUUCUCUUCUCUUGAAUUUUCUAGGGUUACCGUUGGAACCACUCGCCACGUACGUACGGAGGUCUCUCCUCUUCCUCCGCCAUGAACUCACGGCAAGCCUCUCCGUCGCCCUGCGACAUCUGCGGCGCCACCCAAACCCUAUCUUUGACCAUCCACAACAUCCGCUACCGCGCCCACACCUGCCGCUACUGCACCAACUGCGUCCUCAAGCAGCACCCUGGCCUCUUCUGCCCUCUCUGCUUCGAACUCCACGACGACUCUCCCCUCCCUCCCCACCACCGCCUUAUGUGCGUCCGCUGCCCCGCCGUCGCACACCGUUCCUGUGCGUUCCCCUCCACCAACGUCUCCGCUGCACCUGCGCCAGCACCACCGUUUUUCUGCCCUUCUUGUCUCGAUUCCAACUUCACCUACUUCAAACUCCCUGAUCGCAAGUCCGGAGCCGUCGACGUCCAGUCCGCCAAGGUGCUCGUUACUGCUGCCCGGAUCGCUGCCGUGUCCAUGAGCAAGGCGGCUGCCGCGGCGCGGUACGACGCGGAACGCCGCGCCAGGGAGGCCGCCGUGGCCAGGAAGAGAGCGAAGGACGCGCUGGAGCACCUCGCGGAGAUCCUCGCCAGGGAGCAGGCGGAGCAAGACGAGGAGGACAUUAAUGAGCAGAACGGCAUCGUUUCUGCUGGCCGAAGGCGUGGCGCGUAAUAGUGUACUUCUUCGAACAAUCCAUUGUUGCCAUUAAACCUUGCAAUAAAAUUUGGAAUGUGAAUUUGGUUGUUGUUGUUAUGAUGAUGAUGAUGAUGAUAUUGUGGAAUUUCUGUUCUGCUUUUGGUUGGUUGGUUGGUUGGCCGGGUGCUGAUUGUUGCAGGUUUUUGGUUAGGGCAAGUGAUUGCAUCGUUGCAUGCCAUGUUGUGAUACUUAUGAUGCACUUAUUAUCAUUUAAAAAGGUGAUUUAUGUGGUCGAUAAUUGGAUAUUGACCUUGUGUUGUAUGGAAUGGAUGUCGUUUCAUGGUUGAUCUAUGCGUUUGUCAAUUUAGUUCACCGGUAAUUGUGUGUCUGGUUACCUCCAACUCAGACCUGUUGCAGUUGGAGGUAAAAUUUUCAGCUCAGUUAUUCUUUGCCUUGAAUUCUUAUUGGAUAGAAGAGGAUAUCAUCUUUCUUGUACCUUGCCUCAAUUGAAUUUGGAAUUUGUGUGUUUUCCUUUUCCUCUUUUUUUGGUCAGUGGGGUUUGGUGUUAGUGCAUAAAUAAUAUAAGAGUUAAUGCAUGUUUGGUUUGCAGUUGGAAAAAUUUGCGGCAUGCAUUCCAAUGCAAAUCCAACGGAUAAAAGCAACAUGAAUGCAAGAGCAAGGAUCCUGAUCCGUUGGCAAAAUUUAUUUUGCCUCAAAUGUAAUUCUGCAAUGGAUUCCCAAACAUGCUCUUGAAGACUUAAUUUUAGUCUGGUUUAUGAUAAAAUCUGAUAUGUAAAUAAGAAAAGAAUGUUAGUUGGUUAGUUGGGCAGCUAUUAUCAUUUAGGAUUUUAUAACUGUAAACCAUUGGGUUGCUGCCAAUAAAUAGUGAACGGCUGAUGUAUUGUAGAUAGAGACUGAACUGAUAAUCAAGAAGUGCAGUGCACGGUUUCUCUGCUACCUGUUUCUUUUCUCUCUCUCCUCUCUGUUCUAGUAACUUCUAUCCUUAUGCCCUUACACAAGAUACAGAUAGCGAGCAGACAGCUAGAUUCUUAGUUAGAAAAUCCACCUUUCUUUAUUCUUCUCUCAUCCCCUCUUUCUUUCUUUCUCUCUCUCUGUUUCUUUCUCUUCCCCACCUGAAUUCUAUAUCAAAAUCAUUGGUUAAUGACCUUAUGUGAGAUUACUCAAUAAAUUAGUACAAGCUUCAGCCUUCUGAAAACUGAUAGUAAAUGAAUGGUUUAGUGCAAAUAUGCCCAACAUGUUAGGGGUGCUACUUUGGGAAUCAAGGCUGCUGAUAAAAAAGCAUAUAUUGUUCUGGCAGGCUGUAGGUUUUUUCCUUUUCCUCGUCAUUAUUACACUUUUAGUUUGGGAUAUGUACUAUUGUGUUGCUUUCAUGAGAUUUCAACAUUUAGCUUUUAGAUUCUUAUUCUGAAAUCUGAAAAUAAGUUAUUCAUGUAUGCUGCUCUUCCUUGAUAUCAAGUGGAAAGUUAACUGGGAAAAGCUCUUAGUCAAUGGCUUUUUCUAGUGUUUUUCAUUGAUAUGGGUACAAGUGCAGGUAUGCAAUGAAUUUUCUAAAGGAAUGGGUACGAGAGGAUAUUAUUAUAAGAAAUUUUAAAACAUAAAGUACUAACAUCAUAAUAUAAAUACCAUUCUCUUAUGUUCUUACUCAAAUAGCAAAAAAAUUUUAAGAAAAUACAAAUUGAAGGGAGUGAAACAGUAAUUUGUUUUGUUUAGUAAGGAACCAAACAACUAAGCAACAAAACUUGGUGUUAUGUAUGGACUAACUUGUACUCGAGGCAUAAGUGAGUAUUGGAUCGGGUAGCCUUGGUAACCAAUAAGUACUCGUACUGAAUAUGUACCUGGUGUGGGCACGGCAACUUUUAGGAGUACCCAUGCAUAAUAGCUUUUCUGUAUGAAGUUCAAUAUGUCUUGGCUCCUACUUCCAGUGCCUUGUGUAGAAUCACUUUAAAGAAAUGCAACAGGGUUCUUGACAUAAUAAGAUCAAUCCAAGUCAGUGGGAGUGAUCGAGUGAGAGUAUAAAUGCGUAACAUAUGUCUGGGCUUCAUUCAAAACAUGAGUGGAUGAACUGGGGAUAUUGCCUUUCGAAAGGCUAUGUGGAUGCCCGAUGGAUCGGAUUUGUUUACCACCAUAAUGUUGUUUUUUUUAUAUAGACGGGUUCAACCUUUCAGUUCAUUUUUUUAAUCUUCAAACUGUUGCAUUCCAUCAAUUUUCUCUUUUGAUACUAGUGCUUGUUAAUCCAUCUGCUUUCUUGUGGUUGUGGUAGACACUGGACAGUACUACCCAUAUCGUUAGGAUGUAUAAUAGAGUUGAAUAAGAACAGCUGCUAGUCAGUUAUUCCAUUAGUUUGUUGGGCUAGUUAGCUAGUUAGUUUGAUUAUAAAUAGGAGCAUUCUAUUAAAACGUUAAUCCUCCACAAGGUGACAAAACAAUAUGAUGAGUUAAUCAACAUAAAUAUUCACUCACUCAUAAGAUUUUUCUUUUUAAAACAUUUUCAAAAAUCAAAUGAUCAAGUGAUGAAAAGUGACACUGUAUGUUCACUCUAUUUAGUAGGAACCAAAAUGGGGCAUUCUUCCAUUUCAAGGUUAAUCUUCCUCUGCAUUAUUCUUCUUCUUGUUGCUAUUAACUUGUGUCUCUAAUGAGGUGGUGCUUCAUGCAAAGAAGCUUAUUAGAGACCUCAAUUUGUUCCCUGAUGAUGAUGUCAAUGCUGUUCCCAUUGCUAAUUCUUUGUUCCAAACUCGCAAGAUUGUCGAGAAGCGCCUUAGGUUCCUAAACCCACCCAAUACAAUUCACUAAGACAAAGAAAGCAUGAAUUCAUUCCCAUAUGGGGAAAUUUUGAUGAGUUAUAUGAAUUUGGGAUUCGACUAAUAUUGGAUCAUAUUCCUACCAUCCAUAGUUUAUCUGUCAUAAUUACAUGAUUUUUACUCCUUGUCAUAGAUAUUUUUCUCUUGAAGUGGGGAAUUUUCUUACUAUAGAUCAUACAACAGGGUGUGAUUUUGAAUAUGAUUAUAUUGGGAUUGUUUAUCAUUCCACAAUAUGCCCGGCAUUUACCAUAAAAGCAUAACAAAUAAUCCAUAAAGAACAGAAGCUAAAAUUUCAAAAAAUUCAAUAAGUUAUAUUUCAUUUCCGUUUAAGUUCUUUCUGUUGAAGUGGGAUAUUUUCUUAUUAUAGAUACUGGGUGUGAUUUUGAAUGUUAGUAUUAUAUUGGGAUUGCUUAUAAUUCAUCUAAGAGACCAACUAUUUAAAUUGUUAAUACUUAAAUUGAUUAGUGGUCUAUAAUAUAUAUUUUGCUUCAAUUUCUCUCCUUAAUCAGUUCAUGGAUAUUGCUAAUACUUAAUCUGCUCUUCCAGAUGAGAAAUUCACCAUGUAAACUAAUAAUAUCAUAUGUAAGAGAAACUUACAUCUCAGAAUGUAGAUACAUCAUAACCCUCGCCUUUUUUAUUUUCUUUCUUCAGUAAAAAGGCUUAACCUAUGCAUCAUUAGUCCCUUCUGCUUGAUUUAACCAUACAUUUCUAUGUCAGUGUCAUUUGUUACACCAUUAAGACUUUAAAGGGAAGUAAUAAUCUUUUUUUUUUCAUUACAAGUUGGUUUACACUUUUUAACCAUUUGCUUUAAAUUAAUUUACUUGUGCCUGCCAAUGAUGGAAGGUAUAUGCCUUAUACGGUUAUACCUAUGUCCUAUUCCACAGCUUCAACCUGAUAAAUUGUGUUCAAUGUUGGCAAAGUAAAGCAAGUGCAAGACAUUUAGGAAUUUCAGUUGUUGGAUGAUUAUGUUUAACAAGAAAACUUGCCUAUUUGCAAUACUUACAGCAACUUAUGCUACAAUGUGGUAGAGGAGAUCUGUAGAAAGGGAUAUGCAGUUGAUUGGGAUCUUUAGACACUGUCUCUCAGUCGACUGUCAUAUGUAUUAUAAUUCAACCAAACUGCACAGAAUCACGAACAAGGUUCUUCCUUUUAUCUUUUUUCUUGUUCCAAAUUUGUUGUUUGAAAAAAAUCAUUAUUGAAAAGAUAGGUACAACCGUACAAAUGCUGCAGCUGUAGGAUAAGAAAUCCUUGAGAAUUAUACCGUGAAAAAAAGGAAAAAGACAAUAAACUAAUAACAAGUCAAAUGCAGCAUAACACUUUGAUCUUUCUGAAGGUCUAAUAAAGAUACCCCUCUAACAAGACCAUUAGCAGAACACCACAAAGAAGCUACCUGAACUGCUUGAUCUUGAAUGGACUCAAGAGUCAACUGAUGACCGAUAAAGAUUCUAGCAUUUCUGUCUGACCAGAUAACUGCAAAUUGAGAACCACACAUAAACUGCUGGUAUUGAAUCCUCUAAAAUUAACACAUGGGCACUGCUGGAGAUUGUGUAAAUUGUUUCCAUGAUUCUUCUGUUAACACCUGAACAGGUACAGAUCUUUUUCAGUCUUUAAUCUCUGGAUGAGAUUACAAAGGAAGGCAUUUUCAGCUCUUCACUUUGUUGAGAUACCUGGACUUGGAUUCCUGGAUGGAUAUUUGGCCAGUGUGGUAUCUUUUAUAUCCUAAGAGUUGAAGAUGGCUGCUCUAGUGUCUGCUAUAGUGGUUUUGUAGGUCUGGAAGUGCCUCCUCCACAGGGUCUCUCUUGGGUUCUUUGGAGAUUUUUUCUUGGGAGCAUGUGAUUCGGAGUUUGACUAUGGCAAUCUGCCUAAAGGAUUUACUGAAGCUGCGUACUUGUGUCAUUACUAUGCUAAAUUAUGUAUAGAAAAUAAAAAGAUUCACAUCAGUUAAUAAUUGCAGCCCCUCGGAAUUCCUAUGCCAUUGGACCUCUUAAUUUCUUGAUUAACAAAGUAACAGUCGGUACUUGGCCCGACAUGGGGAUGCAAAAAGAAAAGGGCAAAUGCAGGAUAAGGCAAGGGAUUUAAAAAUA